CGCUGGAUGGCGGCGGCGGCGCUGGCGCUGCGGAGAGGGGUGGGCGGCGGCGGCGGCGGCGGCGGGCAGAGGCGUCCUCCUGGGCGCGGGAGCGGGUGGCGAUGGGCGGCGGCGGCGGGGGCGCUGGCGGGCGGCUGGUUCCUGCUACGGGGGCCGGGCCUCCCUCCGCUCCACGCCGCCGUGCCCUCGCCGCCCCCCUCGCCCUCGCCGGGCUCCCCGCGCGCCACCUACAACUUCAUCGCCGACGUGGUGGAGCGGACGGCGCCGGCGCUGGUCUACAUCGAGAUCCUGGGCAGGCACCCGUUUUCCGGCAGGGAGGUGCCCAUCUCCAACGGCUCCGGCUUCGUGGUGUCUGCGGAUGGGCUGAUUGUCACCAACGCCCACGUGGUGGCCAACCGGAAGCGGGUGCGAGUGCGCCUGGCCAGCGGGGAGCUCUAUGACGCUGUGGUGAGGCAGGUGGACCAGGUGGCAGACAUUGCCACCAUCAAGAUCAACGCCAAGCACCCGCUACCCACGCUGCCCCUCGGCCGCUCCUCUGAUGUGCGCCAGGGGGAGUUUGUGGUGGCCAUGGGCAGCCCCUUUGCCCUGCAGAACACCAUCACCUCGGGCAUCGUCAGCGCUGCCCAGCGAGGGGGGCGGGAGCUGGGCUUGGCAGCUUCGGACAUGGAAUACAUCCAGACGGACGCAGCCAUUGACUUUGGAAACUCCGGCGGACCCCUUCUCAACUUGGACGGCGAGGUGAUUGGGGUGAACACCAUGAAGGUGACCCCCGGGAUCUCCUUCGCCAUCCCCUCCGACCGACUGAGAGCCUUCCUGGAGCAGGAGGAGAAGCGCAAGGACUCCUGGUUUGGCAGCACAGAUGGCAAGAGGCGCUACAUUGGGGUGAUGAUGCUGACCUUGACACCCAGUAUCCUGUCUGAGUUGAAGAUAAGGGAUCCGGCCUUCCCCGAUGUCUCUCACGGGGUCCUCAUCCACAAGGUCAUCAUUGGCUCUCCGGCACAUCAGGCAGGGCUCAAGGCAGGGGACGUGGUCAUGGAGAUCAACGGCCAGGCAUCCCGGCGGGCAGAAGACAUCUACGAGGCGGUGCGGAGCCAGAAGACCCUCACGCUGCUGGUCCGCCGGGGCUACGAGGCGCUGCUGCUGAACAUUGUCCCCGAAGUCACAGAGUAGCGGCGGGCGGGGGUUGUGGCGGCUGCGUUUGGGGGUCUUGGCAGGACGACGGACUUUGCCCUGAGUGUGGAGAGGACUGAUCCUGCCCUCUGUCCCCACGGGAGGAGGAGGGGGGGGCCAGCAGGUGUCGGGGUGCCAGCUUGGUGGGUCUCGCUCUUCCCUGGUCGUGUGAUGUCAGCUGGGCGCUCUCCUUUUGGAGGGAGGGGGCAGCCCUUUCCUUUUUUCCUUUCCCCGUUGGCUAUUGACCUGUCCAGGCCUACGUUUUGCGGAGAUCAGGGGUCAUUCUCCUUUGUCGUGGUGCUGCGCAAACGGGCACUGAAGGCCAGGCUUUUCCACAGGCACUGUUUGCCCCUUGCCCAGCUGUUUUAAAAGGGGCCAAGUGGCCAUCCUUCUGGGGGGAAUUGGCAGGAAGAUGGCCCCUUUUGCUACCCCCCCCCCACUCAGAAUCAUGAGGAACGAGCCCAGCGGGGCCCAAUCCGCAGCCCCUUCUGCUCCCAGCCAGUGAGACGGUGUUGCAGCGAAGCAAGAAUCCUUAAGGGGGAGGCUGAGGGGUCUGUCUGCCAUGGGUGACAUAAGGGGUGGGGUAAAUGAAUGGAGACUGGGCGGCUGGUGGUUGUGCCAUCCACAGGGUCCUUAAGGACUAGAAAGUUGUUUUAAAACCCUACCGAGCUCGCCGCUGCUCCGCCUGACCUGACUUGCCGCAGAGCCAGACAGGGA
Messenger RNA from Zootoca vivipara (common lizard), 1887 nucleotides. RefSeq names its product HtrA serine peptidase 2 (gene HTRA2). Gene Ontology annotation, molecular function: protein binding; serine-type endopeptidase activity. Gene Ontology annotation, cellular component: mitochondrion. Lineage: Eukaryota; Metazoa; Chordata; Lepidosauria; Squamata; Lacertidae. The record is from RefSeq and is a predicted model, not a curated record. Gene Ontology annotation, biological process: proteolysis; programmed cell death; positive regulation of apoptotic process.